GGCUGGUGAACUCUGGACUUCAGACUUCCACAUCGCAGUGUGGAGCUGGCCCUGAGAUAAGAAACAGGAUAAAUCCUGAGGGCAGGUCUGGACCUCCACGUGCCUGUGGCCGGCGCACCUGAGCAUGGCAUUCGUCGGUACUUGGAAAGUGGACCGGAGCGAGAACUAUGACAAGUUCAUGGAAAAAAUGGGGAUCAACCUGGUGAAGAGAAAGCUUGCGGCUCAUGACAACCUGAAACUGGUCAUCUCACAGGAGGGAAACAGAUUCACCGUCAAAGAGUCCAGCAACUUCCGAAGCAUUGACAUUGUUUUUGAACUUGGCAUUACCUUCACUUACAGCCUCGCAGAUGGAACGGAACUCAGUGGGACCUGGAGCCUCGAGGGAAAUAAGCUUGUAGGAAGAUUCAAACGCACGGACAAUGGAAAGGAACUGAACACUGUCCGAGAAAUCACAGGUGAUGAGCUCAUCCAGACCUACAUGUAUGAAGGAGUGGAAGCCAAGAGGAUCUUUAGGAAGGAGUGAGCACACCUCUCAGGCAGCCCAGACUGUCCCUGCAGGAGUCUGUCCUGUUCAGAGCAGCUUCUCUCUCCUCACCGAGCACAAGGUUACUGGAUGAUUACUCCUACAACCACUGAUGUACCUCCAACCUUGCCAAAGCAGACAAGUUAAAGCUAUUUAUGAUUUAAUUUGUUUUAUUUUCUUUAACAAUAAAAUUCAUUGGUGUUCUAAAAUGAUUUGCAACAUAUUUUAAAACAGAAAAAUAAACAUUAUGCUACA
Messenger RNA from Sciurus carolinensis (gray squirrel), 778 nucleotides. RefSeq names its product fatty acid binding protein 2 (gene Fabp2). The transcript has 4 exons. Lineage: Eukaryota; Metazoa; Chordata; Mammalia; Rodentia; Sciuridae. Gene Ontology annotation, cellular component: nucleus; cytosol. Gene Ontology annotation, molecular function: fatty acid binding. The record is from RefSeq and is a predicted model, not a curated record. Gene Ontology annotation, biological process: fatty acid transport. The coding region runs from base 125 to 523 and encodes 132 amino acids.